CCUGAGUCAGCAUGGCGGCGCCCGUGUAACCCUGUCCGUACGCGAAAGAGACAGCGGUCGAGGCUCGAGUCCUGGGGUUGGGAGUCAGAGUCACAAUGCUGAGGACCGUGUGGAGGGCGCUGAGUUCGAUUCGAACUCAGGCCCCAGUCCUUGGGCUGCUGGGCAGAGAAAGCGCCAGGCUUCCGUCCAGCCAGUGGGGCCUGCAGCCUCGAAGUGAGGAGCUGGGAAAUGGGACGGCGAGGGUAGGGAAAUGGGAUUCGGCAAGAAUAGAGCAUACUAGGGGACCAGGUCUCCUCCUCCAGGCCGCCCGCGGACACGCCAUCCAGAAACCAGUCCAGCCCAGCCAAGAGGAUGACCCUGCCCCUUCCACACUGCUCAAAGACUACCAGAACGUCCCUGGAAUUGAGAACGUUGAUGAUGUCGUGAAAAGACUGUUAUCUUUGGAAAUGGCCAACAAGAAGGAGAAGCUAAAAAUCAAGCAAGAACAGUUGAUGAAAAAGGUCGGGGCAAACCCUGAAGACACCAGAUCUCUGGAGGCUCGAAUUGUUGCCUUGACCGUCAAGAUACGCAAUUAUGAAGAACAUAUGCAGAAACAUCGAAAGGACAAAACUCACAAACGCUAUUUGCUGAUGGGCAUCGACCAGAGAAAAAAGAUGCUCAAAAACCUCCGUAAAACCAACUAUGAUGUCUUUGAGAAGACAUGCAGGGAGCUGGGAAUUGAGUACACUUUUCCCCCUCUGUAUUACCGAAGAGCCCAUCGCCGAUUCGUGACCAAGAAGGCUCUGUGCAUUCGGGUUUUCCAGGAGGCUCAAAAGCUGAAGAAACAAAAAAAGGCUUUAAAAGCUGCAAAAGCAGCAGCUCGAAAACAAGAUCAGAGGAACCUAGAGAGCCCUCCCCAAGCCUUCCCAGAGGCACUCAAAGAAAACCAAUAAAUUCUGAGCCAGGUGCAGCGACUCAACAUAUGUAAUCCUAGCACCUUGGGAGACUAAGGCAGGAGGGUUACUUGAAGCCAGGAGUCUGAGACCAGCCUGGCCAAAUAGCAAGACUCCAUCUCUACAAAAAAAUUUUUUAUUAGUUGAGUUUGGUGGCACAUACCUAUAAUCCCAGCUAUUUUGGAGGCUGAACCAGGAGGAUUGCUUGAACCCAGGAGUUCAAGGCUACAGUAAGCAAUGCUCAUGCCACUGCACUCUAAGUGACAGAGCAAGACUCUAUCUCAAAAAUAAAAGAAAACAAAUAAAUUCUGUUAAAAUUA
Messenger RNA from Nycticebus coucang (slow loris), 1252 nucleotides. It is a transcript of the gene MRPS15, whose product is annotated as mitochondrial ribosomal protein S15. Gene Ontology annotation, cellular component: ribosome. Gene Ontology annotation, molecular function: structural constituent of ribosome. NCBI's taxonomy places the organism in Eukaryota, Metazoa, Chordata, Mammalia, Primates, Lorisidae. The coding region runs from base 96 to 932 and encodes 278 amino acids. The record is from RefSeq and is a predicted model, not a curated record. Gene Ontology annotation, biological process: translation. The transcript is spliced from 8 exons.